CGAGUCAAGAGUGGUGAGUAUAUAUAUAUAUGUAGUCAAGAGUACGUGACCUGAUGCGGGAGAAUGGUUUUGCCGGACGGCGAUGUUCGAUUGGUGAUUCUUAAUGACGCGCGCUCGCUGCACGGCAACCUUAGCCAGAAGCUCUGCAAAGAGAGAUUUGCCCUUCCUGAUCACCAUCAGAGGUCGGUCAAAGCAGGAAGAAAGGCGCGAGGCACGAGACCGAGCCACUCAAAGAUAAGAUGGCGUCGCACAAGACUGAGCUGGAAGAGCUGCACGAUUUUGCGCUGCAUUUGGCACUGAGUGCAGGAGAAGCUCUUCGAGGCGCUACAGCUUCCCAAAUCUCUCGGACUCGAGGUGCAUCUUCCUCUGCCUUUGACUAUCCUUACCCUUUAGGAGAAGAAGUGGGUCUGCAACCCAGCACGAGUCAGACUGCCUCUGCAAGCUCGCAUCCUACAUGGGAUGAGGGUUACACGCAGGAGGAAAAGGCUGGGAGUACGGAUUUAGUGACCAGCACGGAUCUCAUGCUGGAGCGCUUGAUCACGGAUAGGAUCAGGCAACGAUAUCCCGAUCAUCACAUCCUGGCCGAAGAAGCGUAUGCCAAGGGCGGAAGCAAGGAGUGGAAGCUGGACCCGACUGCCACGACUUGGAUCAUCGAUCCCUUGGAUGGCACCGUCAAUUACGUCCACGGCAAUCCGUUAGUGUGCAUCUCGCUAAGCGUCGUCCAAGAGCUUUUACCGGUCGUUGGGGUAGUAUACGCUCCUAUGUUGGGCAGAAGCGGUACACUAUCCUUCGAGCCGAACGCAUGUCCACCUGCAUCCUCAUCCUCCUCGAUCCCAAACGUCCAAAGACUUCCACUCCAGCCUCGUCCCCUCUCCCAUAGCUCUUCAGAAUGGCUCUUUGCUUCAGAAUGGGGCAAGGAUAGACGUGAUGUGGUGCAGAGCUCCGAGUGCGAGUCCCGAGAAGAUCUCAAAGGCGCACAAUUACGAGGCUUGAGAUCUUACGGCUCUGCAGCUCUGGAUCUGACGCUAUGCGCAGCUGCAAGUGUGGACAUCGUUUGGGAAGGAGCAGUAUGGGAGUGGGACAUUAGCGCUGCUCUUUUGCUCCUGCUCGAAUCUGGUGGCGUUUGGACCGACGCCAACGGACCUUCUAAUCCACACAACCGUUUCUGGUCCUCCAGCAGCAGCACGGAUCAGCCUGUCGGGGCAGAUCUGAGGAGUAAAGCUUCAGAGGAAAGGCUACGUUUGGCUAUUCAGGAAGAAACAUAUCCCAAUGCCGGUCUGCCUCGCGCAAGUUUGGGAGCUAGAAGGAUACUGGCAAUCAGAGGAGCUACGGGUCCCGAUGCACAUGUUGCCCAGCGCGCGGCUGUUCAUCAAGUGUGGAAAAGGACGCAGGGCUUGGAAUACAGGAGGAUGGGAGUGAGGUACGCCAUUGAAGAGGAAGACGCCAAGACUGCAAACGCUCCACAAGGCUCGUAGAGGCCUAUCCCAUGCUUCACAAAGCGUGGAGUCA
This is a messenger RNA of Ceraceosorus guamensis, 1509 nucleotides long. RefSeq lists its product as hypothetical. The coding region runs from base 240 to 1475 and encodes 411 amino acids. Gene Ontology annotation, biological process: signal transduction; inositol metabolic process. Gene Ontology annotation, molecular function: inositol monophosphate 1-phosphatase activity. NCBI's taxonomy places the organism in Eukaryota, Fungi, Basidiomycota, Exobasidiomycetes, Ceraceosorales, Ceraceosoraceae. The transcript is spliced from 5 exons. The record is from RefSeq and is a predicted model, not a curated record.